Molecule: messenger RNA, 2076 nt
Organism: Zophobas morio
Lineage: Eukaryota; Metazoa; Arthropoda; Insecta; Coleoptera; Tenebrionidae
Gene: HDAC1
Product: histone deacetylase HDAC1
Exons: 4
Coding region: 189-1661 (490 amino acids)
Biological process (GO): negative regulation of transcription by RNA polymerase II
Cellular component (GO): NuRD complex; nucleus
Molecular function (GO): histone deacetylase activity
Source: RefSeq, a predicted model, not a curated record
UUGUACGCGUUGCCGGUCAGGUUGGCACUGAUACUGCGGGAACAGCAGUGCCAUCCAUUUGCAAACACGCUGUGUGGUGCUAAUUUGACUUUGGUCGUCGGUUGUUGGUGUGGUGUGAAGUUCUAAAGUAAAAACCUUGUUAGUUAAAUAACAAAAGUUGUUUUAAGAAGCUUCCACUGAAGUUCACAAUGACAACACAACCUCACAGUAGGAAACGAGUCUGCUACUAUUACGACAGCGACAUCGGAAAUUACUACUAUGGGCAAGGUCACCCCAUGAAGCCGCAUCGUAUACGAAUGACCCAUAACUUGCUCUUAAAUUAUGGACUGUACCGAAAAAUGGAAAUUUAUCGUCCUCACAAAGCCACAGCGGAAGAAAUGACCAAGUUUCAUUCAGAUGAUUACAUCCGAUUUCUGAGAUCUAUCAGACCAGACAAUAUGUCAGAAUAUAACAAACAAAUGCAGAGGUUUAACGUUGGUGAAGAUUGCCCAGUAUUUGAUGGUCUCUAUGAAUUUUGUCAACUUUCAGCAGGAGGCUCAGUUGCUGCUGCUGUCAAAUUGAAUAAACAGGCAUCAGAAAUCUGUAUUAACUGGGGAGGAGGAUUACAUCACGCCAAGAAAUCUGAAGCAUCAGGAUUUUGUUAUGUUAACGACAUUGUGUUGGGGAUUUUAGAGUUGCUGAAAUAUCAUCAACGGGUGUUGUAUAUUGAUAUUGAUGUACACCAUGGUGAUGGCGUUGAAGAAGCGUUUUACACCACAGACAGAGUAAUGACGGUUUCAUUUCACAAAUAUGGAGAAUAUUUCCCUGGAACUGGAGAUCUUCGAGACAUUGGCGCUGGCAAAGGAAAGUAUUAUGCUGUAAAUAUUCCUUUGAGAGAUGGAAUGGAUGAUGAAUCCUACGAAAAAAUAUUUGUUCCAAUUAUCAGCAAAGUCAUGGAGACGUUUCAGCCCAGUGCUGUUGUACUUCAGUGUGGGGCUGAUUCUUUAACUGGUGACCGAUUGGGUUGUUUCAACUUGACAGUAAGAGGCCAUGGAAAAUGUGUAGAAUUUGUGAAAAAGUACAAUCUUCCAUUUAUGAUGGUUGGUGGUGGAGGAUACACCAUUAGAAAUGUAUCCAGAGCGUGGACCUAUGAAACAUCAGUGGCUUUAGGAGUUGAGAUUGCAAAUGAACUUCCUUAUAAUGAUUAUUUUGAGUACUUCGGUCCAGAUUUUAAGUUACAUAUCAGUCCUAGCAAUAUGGCCAAUCAAAACACCCCAGAGUAUUUAGACAAAAUCAAAACCAGACUAUUUGAAAAUUUAAGAAUGCUACCUCAUGCGCCAGGUGUUCAAGUACAAGCUAUUCCAGAAGAUGCCAUUAAUGAAGAAUCUGAUGGAGAAGAUAAAGUUGACAAGGAUGACAGAUUACCACAAAAAGAUCUAGAUAAAAGAAUUGUUCCAGAAAAUGAAUUUUCAGACAGUGAAGACGAAGGUGAAGGUGGGAGAAGAGACAAUCGCACAUACAAAGGCAGAAAAAGACCGCGAUUAGAAAAAGGUAUUGAUGGUAAAGAUGCGGCAGGUGAUGAUAAAAUUAAAGAAGAAUUGAAAUCAGAGAAAGAUGAAAAGGAAGAUGGCAAAUCUAGUACAAUUGACGACCUGAAGAAAGAUACGGGACCAACUCCGUGACACAGUUCUACUUCACAAUAUUCUAAAUAUAAAUGACGUCAAUAGUUAAUUUUUUUAAGCUGUUCAUAGUUUUAUUUUGUGAUAAAGCUGUACAAUGAUUACAAUUAUAUAAACUGUAAUUUUUAUAAGUAUUGUGGACAGAACCUCAUGUGGUAAGAAACAAUCAGUAGGUGGAAAAUUGAAACUUUAUUAUCUUAAACUAAUUGGUAGAACGAAUUUAUACCUAUAUCACAUUGUUGACGUAAACCGAUAACUGUUAAAUGCAAUAAUCUGUGUUUUGUCAUGUACCUUUUUUACUUAGUCUGUAGAUUAUUUUGUAAAUAUUCAUUCCAUUGAAACUAUUUAUAUCAUAUCAAUCGCGAUAUAAUUACCAUUUAUAAGAUUUCAGUUUUGUAAAUAAAGUCUUGUGAUUUUA